GGCCGCUCUCCGCCAUGUGGGGCCGGCGGCGGGCCCGGCGCGGCGGGCGCAGCGCCCAGGAGCUGCGGCUGCGGCGGCGGGAGCGAGAGGCAGCUCUCAGGAAGGCGAGGCGGCAGGAGCAGCUGGUCAGCAAGCGCCUUCUGCGGGAGGACAGCGCGGCCCAGGAGGGCGGCCAGGAUGGAGCAGACGUCGUGCCAGACCCACUCUCAGAGGAUGAGGUUCUGGAGCUGCUCAGGGGCGUGCAGAGAGGUUCAGAGGACAGGAAGCGAUGGCUCGGCCGCCUCCGCUGGGCUCUGCAGAACGAGGAGACUCAGCAGAAGUUUGUCAGGCUGGACGGCAGCAUCCGGACGCUCACUGGGCUCUUCACCAGCAGCCUGGCUGAGCUGCAGCUGGAGGCUGCUCGCUGUCUGCACGAGCUGUCCCACUCCAGUGUCCCCGCGGUGGCCGAGGUGUGUCUGCCCGUCACCUCCUACCUGCUCACCUACCUGUCGGGACACAGCCUGGAGCUCACGGAGCUGUGUUUGUACACCCUGGGGAACCUCGUAGUAGAAAGCGAGGCUGUGAGGAAGCAGCUGCUGCCUCAGGGCAUUAUUCCAGUGCUGGCAUCCUGCAUCCAGUCCCCGCACGAGGCGGUGCUGGAAGGCGUGGGUUAUGUCCUCUCACAGCUCCUGCAAGCCAAGGAAGCGCCCACAGAGAUCAUCCCCCUGCUCCUGGACUCGCCUCUCCCCCAGCACAUGCUGCCACUGGUUUGCUCCGGCCUCAAGGCUGGCAUGGGAGCGGCCGUGGAGUUUGCGUGGUGUCUCCACUACAUCAUUUGUAGGCACACAGACAACGCGGUGCUGCUGGAGCUGGGGGCCGUGCCUGCCCUCACCUCGCUGCUGCUCGACCUGGCUUCCCAAAUCUCCCAGGGCGCUCCCGAGGGCCUGGAGCUGCUCGUGUGCCCCGUGCUGCGGAGUCUCAGUAACCUGCUGGCACAGACAGGCUGCCAGGGCCAGGACGGGCGCCUGCUCAUCGCCCUCUUCCUCAUCCUGCAGUGCUUCCUGCAGCAGCACCCCUUCCUCGUCCAGGAGUGCCUGUGGCUGCUCAACAACCUCACGGCGGAUGAUCCCUUCUUCUGCUCUGCUCUGCUGUCCCUGGACCUGCUCCCGGCCCUGCUGCAGCUGCUGACGUGUUCCCAGAUGGCCACAGUGCUGGUCCUGACCGUGCUGUGCAACAUCGCAGAGAAGGGAGCGCUGCAGUGCCGGCGGCUGCUCCAGCAGCCCCUCCUGCCCCAGCUCCUGCCCCUCCUCACCCUGCCCCACCCCGAGGCCGUGGGGCAGUGCCUGGAGCUGCUGCACCUCCUCUUCCUGCACUGCCCGGAGGUGAGAGCGGGAGAGCUCAGGGCGCAGGCUGCUGCUGAUUUCACCAGGCGAGGUGGGCACCAGGCCCUGGAGCAGCACCGGAGCACUCCAGAGCUGCAGGAGCGGGCACAGGCACUGCUGGACACGGUCAGGCAGCCCCCAGGAGCCCCCAGUGCCUGCCAGGCCACACUGGCUGCCUUCUCCUAGGCCUCGCCCCCUCCCUUCCCUCCCCUGAACUGCCAGGGGAGGAAUAAACUGUUCACCCUGUGCCCGGCUCCCCAAGGGCUGCUCAGGGCUCUGCUGUGCCCAGUGCUGGCUGCACAGGGGGCUGGUCCUUGUCACCACCUGGCAGCCACCGGCCCGGUGCCCCCCAGAGCCUGGAGCAGGGGCAGAGCUGAGCUGCAGCCCAGGCACACUCUCCUGUGCCAGGGAGGGGUGAACGGCUGCAUCAGCCAUUCCUUGGGCUCUCAGCCACCACCAAGCUCAAGGUAAGCACAUUGUUUAUGAAUUGAUAAAUUAAAGAUACAUCUCUGACAUUAAAGAUAAUCAGUCAAGUCUCCA
Messenger RNA from Hirundo rustica (Barn swallow), 1901 nucleotides. It is a transcript of the gene TMCO6, whose product is annotated as transmembrane and coiled-coil domains 6. NCBI's taxonomy places the organism in Eukaryota, Metazoa, Chordata, Aves, Passeriformes, Hirundinidae. Gene Ontology annotation, molecular function: protein binding; nuclear import signal receptor activity. Gene Ontology annotation, biological process: protein import into nucleus. The record is from RefSeq and is a predicted model, not a curated record. The coding region runs from base 15 to 1547 and encodes 510 amino acids. The transcript has 12 exons.